Molecule: messenger RNA, 3264 nt
Organism: Penicillium brasilianum
Lineage: Eukaryota; Fungi; Ascomycota; Eurotiomycetes; Eurotiales; Aspergillaceae
Source: the annotation of a GenBank genome assembly
GCCGGCCACGUUGCGCCCGACGUUCUGAUACCGUGUCCAGUUCGUCAAGAUCUGAUUCAGUCUGAUAACUAACUAGGUCUUGGUUCGAUUCGUAAUCCACCACCGCUACGUGACUCCUCUUUCAGAUGACCCGCGGACCCGUGGUUGGGCCCGUGGUUUGUCGUUCUACUGCGGGGUCCCUUGGGGCAACCGGGCAGUUCUUGCCCCCCGCAAUUGGCAAAUGGCCAAUACGAUUAUCACUUGUUCUCGCAAAGCUUGAGUUUGUUCGUCCGCAAGGCUUAGUUAGGCGGAUUUCUAGUCGGCUUCUAGCGUCACUCUUCUGCUGGCUACUGCACUGCCUGAAGUGGCAGUGUGGAUAUUUAUCGGCCCCAGGCCAACUCCGUCCGGGCGUUGCUGCCAUGCUGUCUUAUUAUCUCCGAAUUCACGCCCACUGGGUCGAGUAUCUGCUGAUCUUGCAUAGCCAGGGUCCUUGAUCUUAUCGGGCGUCGGGGCCAUUCCUGUAAUUCACUGAUCCGACGUCAGUCGCCCCUCGGACAUUUGACUAUAAAGCUCCCUCCGGGGCCCCAGGACUUCUCCAGAAUUAUCUGACUUGAUCACAAAUCUAACACAUCAAAACACUACAACAUCUCCAUCUGGAUACUAUUCUUUGGUCUUCUGUGAACCGGCAACCAUGGGGUCAAUUGCGGACGAAAAGUCCAAGAGUGCACCCCUCAAGGAUGUCGCUAAUGGCGUUGAGGGAUUCGAAAAGGCCUCCAAGGAGAGUCCGAAGCGCCCACCUUCAUACAACCAGCCAGACGAGCCAGAUUUGGUGGUUCAAUUGCCUCAGCUCAAGCUCAAGGAUGAAGACGUGCCACUCAGUGAGAUAAACCAAACCGUCAGUCGCGACCAGGUCGUCGCCCAUCUCAAGUUCCUUGCCGUUCUGGCAGAUCUGCGGGACUUUGUCUCCAACAGUGACGGUCUUUUUGGUCUCUUUGACUCUGCCGCCAACGAGUACCCCGACUCGCUCAACGAAGCACGUGUUCGUAUACGCGAGAAACGCUGGGCUGUGUAUACGGCUCGCGCCGUUGAUCGUUAUCAGAAAUGGUGGUCGGCUUGCCUUCCAAUGUCCCGAUCGGUUGUAACCAUGCAAGACUUGAGCUCGUCUAGUUAUGAAACGAUCGUCGACUGCGAUACCAAAGUUCUGUGGAGUGUAGAAAAUAUGCCCCCAAUUGAUAUAUUGAUGGUAUGGCACUCCCAUAUGCUUAAUCCGAGAGAUUUUCUCGAAGACUGUAUCCGAUCUGGCAAGAUGAGCACUUGGAAAACGGGCUUCCCCUUUGCUACUGUGAAUGAUUGCAUCAAUGAUCGUACUUUGGAGUACACCGUGCCCGAGAAAACCAGAUUGCUAUUCCAGGAACGGCUCAAAUUAAAUUGGGACAACCUCCAUGAUCCACCCGGUAAGGAUCUCGAAUGUCCACGCUGCACCCAAAUCAACACUGUCCUUUGGACUGAAGGGGGCAUCGGUGAGUCGGCGAAGGAAGCCUUCAAGGAUUGCACUGGUUUCGCCGAUCGGUCAUUCGCAACUACCUGCAAGCACUGCAAAUGCCUUGUCAACCAUGAUCGCCUCAGAGUCGCCAAGUUCCGCAGCGAUCUGAUCGAGCUACUCAAUGACAAGGUGCCGAUGCCAGGGUCCAUCUACAGUAUCAACGGUAUUCCCGAGGGCCCUUCCAAAGGAAAAACUCUGCUACUCCACCAAUGCAUGCUUUUCCCAUCCCUGUUGAUGGAGGCAAUCGGGAGAGACUUGCUCGCUUUCACUGACCCCCGACUGGAUCGGUGCAGGGACAUCGAUGGCCUUCGUAAGGAGCUUGAAAUGAAGCUGCGCGACCGAAAGGUGGUAAGCAAAGCGCAUCGUGCCUUCCGAAAUAGCUCCAUCGUCCGACCUGGUGAGAAAGUGCACGUCCGCCGCAUGAUGUCGCACUACUGGGAGAAUUUCAGUCCCUUCGCGCUUGAUCUCGUCGGUGCGGUGAUCCGUCAGGGAACCUUUGUCCAGAAGAUGGACAACAUCGACUGGUUACACUCGCCCACGGUCAUGGAAACCGCAGACCGUCUCAUCAAAAAGUACACAGUCUUCUUCCAGAUUAUGUUUGACAACCCGUCGAAAAUGGCCGUUCCUACGUUGGACGUUGAUCUCGCCUGGCAUACGCACCAGCUCCAACCAAGACGAUACUACAAAUACAGCACGCGGGAAAGACCCUACGCAUUCCGCAUCUUCUUCGACCACGACGACAAGGUCGACGAGAACAAACUCUCGGAAGCCUUCGAGUGGACAAACAAAAUGUACCGCCGCGCCACAGAUGGCGCUAUCUACAGCGAAUGCACCUGCUGGUACUGUGAGGCUACCCGCGCACCGGAUCUAUACGAUCGCCUCUUCAACGUCGGCUCUGCCUCGCGAGCCCGCGAUAACGCAGACACCCUCCACGAUCGCGCGGAUAUAUCCUCCGAUCCGGACAAGAACCCGCAUAUAUCCGCACACAACGCCGUACGACCAUCGAGCCUUGCCGCCCAGGAUCCCCGUAUCGGCCAGCUCCAACGCAUCCGUCUGCAUCAGAACUAUGAGAAAUCUGUUCGGCGUGCUGAGAAGCGCGGCCGUGUCCGGUCUGAUGCUCAGAAGAGCAAGAAUGGCGGUUACGAGCCGUACUACUAUGCGCCAUAUGUAUGGGGUUAUCCCGUCGUGGUGCCUUACUAUGGUCCAUACAUGUGUGACCCGGGUAUUAGUUCGGGCUCUUAUGCUUGCAACCCGAGCUGUAUGAAUGUCAGUGCUGGGGCUGUAGGCAAUUGUUGCUCGGGUACGUGCGGUGGUGGUGUGGCAGCUGGUUCUUGCGGUGGUGCAGGUGCGGUUGGUUGUGCUGGUGGUUCUGGAGCUGCUUGUGGAGGUGGUGGUGGUGGUGGUGGAUGCGGAGGAGGAGGCGGCGGUGGUGGAGGUGGUUGUGGUGGUGGUGGAGGUGGUUAAAAAAACCCCUGAACCCCUGAUGGUUGAUUGUCUCCACGAUGGAUGCUUUUAUGACUAAAUACCCUUACUCGCUUUCCUUACGUUCUGUUGCAUUGAUUUUUUGCCCUUUUGCUCUGCCUUAGCUGUUUAUGGUUGCGAUAUGGUACUCGAUGUUAAUGAAUGAAUAUACAUCAUACAGGAUGGCCUACGAUGCUUCUUCAGAUUCUUAGUCAAUCAGAACUUAGAAGGGGUCAGUCUCUACAGCCUUUCCAAGGCAAACGAGCUGCGUAGCAAUGCAG